Molecule: messenger RNA, 365 nt
Organism: Anoplophora glabripennis (Asian longhorned beetle)
Lineage: Eukaryota; Metazoa; Arthropoda; Insecta; Coleoptera; Cerambycidae
Product: anionic trypsin-like
Exons: 2
Coding region: 22-309 (95 amino acids)
Biological process (GO): proteolysis
Molecular function (GO): serine-type endopeptidase activity
Source: RefSeq, a predicted model, not a curated record
UACUCAAGUGCCACUAAACUGAUGUAUGUAGUUAUCCCUAUAGCGGACGAAAAGGAAUGUAAUGCAAUGUAUCCGCAUCGUCUGGCGGACAGCCAGCUUUGUAUUGGAUUUACAGAAGGAGGGAAGGACUCGUGCGGGGGAGAUUCUGGUGGGCCAGCGUCCAUGUCCAUGAAGGUGGAUGGAGAAAGAAGGCAUUACUUAGUAGCACUUGUCUCGUACGGACUGACAAUGUGUGGAAAGGGUGUAGCUGUUUAUACGGACGUCUCAUACUUUGUCACAUGGAUCCUAGAGAACAUAGAUAAAAGUUAAUGUCAAUAAUUUUAAGGAGUAUAUUUUCUUCAUGUUUCUAAAAUCAAGUAAAACAA